AUGAGCCAGUCCUACUCCUCCAGCCAGCGGGUCUCUUCCUACCGCCGCACGUUCGGCGGCGCCUCGCCCGUCUUCUCCCGCGCCUCCUUCGGGGGCAAAGGCAGCGGCAGCUCCGUCACCUCCCGCGUCUACCAGGUGUCCCGCACCUCGGCCAUGCCCAGCCUGUCCAGCUUCCGCACCACGCGCGUGACGCCGCUGCGCUCCUACCAGAGCGCCUACCAGGGCGCCGGCGAGCUGCUCGACUUCAGCCUGGCCGACGCCAUGAACCAGGAGUUCCUGCAGACCCGCACCAACGAGAAGGUGGAGCUGCAGGAGCUCAACGACCGCUUCGCCAACUACAUCGAGAAGGUGCGCUUCCUGGAGCAGCAGAACGCGCUCAUGGUGGCCGAGGUGAACCGCCUGCGGGGCAAGGAGCCCACGCGCGUCGCCGAGAUGUACGAGGAGGAGCUGCGUGAGCUGCGGCGCCAGGUGGACGCGCUCACCGGCCAGCGGGCGCGCGUCGAGGUCGAGCGCGACAACCUCCUCGACGACCUGCAGAAGCUCAAGCAGAGGCUGCAAGAGGAGAUUCAGCUGAAGGAGGAGGCUGAGAACAACCUGGCUGCCUUCAGAGCCGAUGUGGAUGCCGCCACCCUAGCACGCAUCGACCUGGAGAGGCGCAUCGAGUCCCUGCAGGAGGAGAUCGCCUUCCUCAAGAAGGUGCACGAAGAGGAAAUCCGGGAGCUGCAGGCGCAGCUGCAGGAGCAGCACAUCCAGGUGGAGAUGGACAUCUCCAAGCCGGACCUGACGGCUGCUCUGCGAGACAUCCGCGCGCAGUACGAGAGCAUCGCUGCCAAGAACAUCGCCGAGGCCGAGGAGUGGUACAAGUCCAAGGUGUCUGACCUGACACAAGCGGCCAACAAGAACAACGAUGCGCUGCGGCAGGCGAAACAGGAGAUGCUGGAGUACCGGCACCAGAUCCAGUCCUACACCUGCGAGAUCGAUGCCCUCAAGGGCACGAACGACUCGCUGAUGCGCCAGAUGCGGGAGAUGGAGGAGCGCUUCGCCGGCGAGGCCAGCGGCUACCAGGACACCAUCGCGCGGCUGGAGGAGGAGAUCCGGCACCUCAAGGAUGAGAUGGCCCGGCACCUGCGGGAGUACCAGGACCUGCUCAAUGUCAAGAUGGCCCUGGAUGUGGAGAUUGCCACGUACCGCAAGCUGCUGGAGGGCGAGGAAAACCGGAUCAGCAUCCCCAUGCACCAGACCUUUGCUUCUGCCCUCAAUUUCCGAGAGACCAGCCCAGAGCAGCGGGGCUCUGAGGUGCACACCAAGAAGACCGUGAUGAUCAAAACCAUUGAAACGCGUGAUGGAGAGGUGGUGAGCGAGGCGACCCAGCAGCAGCAUGAAGUGCUGUAGACGACGCUGCGCGGCGGCCCAUCGACACCUUCCAUCCAUCCCUGCCUCCGUCCCGCCGCCCCCGG
Messenger RNA from Nothoprocta perdicaria, 1457 nucleotides. RefSeq names its product desmin (gene DES). Lineage: Eukaryota; Metazoa; Chordata; Aves; Tinamiformes; Tinamidae. Bases 1 to 1392 code for a protein of 463 amino acids. Gene Ontology annotation, biological process: skeletal muscle organ development. Gene Ontology annotation, cellular component: intermediate filament; sarcolemma; Z disc. The transcript has 9 exons. The record is from RefSeq and is a predicted model, not a curated record.